AUUUCGUCAUACUCCUACAGUAUUACCAAUCCUCCUGAUAAACCCAAAAAGAAAGAAACAAACGUUUUUCUUCCAUCAUCUUCAUUCAUCAACCACAUAAAAUCUACUGAGCGUUCGCUUAGUGAUCAAAACGCAGCAAGGGACGGUGGGCUCAACGAUUUGUACGUGUGGCAGUCAGAGAAUCGCAAGGGGGCAGAAGUCUUUGAGCUUUUAGAUGGACCUCCGUAUGCAAACGGAGAGGCUCACACCGGGCAUGCUAUCAACAAGAUUUUGAAAGACUUCGUUGUGAAAAGCAGGAUUGGGUUGGGAUACAGAGUUCGCUUCCGUCCUGGCUGGGACUGUCAUGGCCUACCUAUUGAACUCAAAAUAGGAAAACAACAAGGAACCACUAAGCAGCGGUCACCACUGGAGAUUCGGAACGCUGCCAGAGUUAUUGCCGAUGAAGCCAUCGGAAAACAAAUGAAUGCGUUUCGCCGUUGGGGUGUGACUGCAGACUGGAAACAUCCUUACGUGACGAAAAGUCCUGAAUUUGUGGCUGCUCAGUUAGACGUGUUUGCCCGACUUGUUGAACAAAAACUAGUAUAUAGAUCAUUCAAACCGGUUUAUUGGUCACCAAGUUCGAAUACGGCUCUUGCCGAAUCAGAGUUAGAAUACAAUGAGAAACAUCAAAGUACAAGUGUAUAUUUUCGCUUCAAGAUGAUAAAUUUCUCUUCGUCUGAUGUUACCUGGACUUCUGAUUCCUCUUCAAAACUUUCUCAAUUCUAUGCUCUAGUUUGGACAACUACACCAUGGACACUUCCUCUGAACAACGCUAUUUGCAUCUCCCCCACUGUUAAAUACGCAAUCAUCCAAUUUGAAAACGAUGUCAACAAUCCGACGUCAUCCUAUUACAUCAUUGCAUCUAAUCUCGUGAAAGAGUUCGAAACAUCUACUGAGAAAAAGUGUAGAGUUGUGGGAACGGUUGAUUCUGAAAAUUUGAUUGGUAAACGCUACCGUAGUUGUUGGCACAACGAAUUGGCUCUUCCAAUUUACGAAGCUACUCAUGUCUCCGAUACCGCAGGAACAGGCUUGGUACACACUGCGUUUGCUCAUGGACUGCAGGAUUACGAUGUUGCUCUAACGAAAAAAGAACGCGUCCAAAGUUUCGUAGAUUCUCGUGGUUGCUAUACUAGACAUUUUGGACAUAGCCUCGACGGAAAAUCGGUUUUAGGAGAUGGUCAAAAUGAAGCACUUCGAUUACUCAAUCAUGACAUUGUUCAUACUUCGCAAUACGUUCAUUCUUAUCCGUAUGACUGGAGAACUAAAAAACCGGUCAUUAUUCGAAGCAGUGAACAAUGGUUUAUUGACGUGGAUGAAAUUGGACAGCGGGCUGCUGCUAUGUUGGACGAUAUCUUGGUUACUGCUGGAGACUCUGAUCUUCGGGGAUCUCUCAAGCAACUAGUGAAAACUCGCAAAAGUUGGUGCAUUUCACGACAGAGAGCCUGGGGAACUCCAAUUCCCGGCUUGGUUGACGAGAAAGGCAAUUCGUAUACGUCUCGAAAGCUUAUUGAAUGGAUUGCUCAAUUGAUUAGAGAACGAGGGAGUACGGAUGUCUGGUGGGAGAUCGAUACACAAUAUAUUCUUGACAAUGAAGAUGUGAGAGAAUCAUUGAACAUUCCAACAGACGUUCUUUCUAAAUUAACAAAGAAUAUGGAUAUUAUGGAUGUCUGGCUCGAUUCUGGAUUAGCUUGGUAUGCAGCCAAAUUGGAUGACGACGAGAGAAAUCACAUCGCUGACAUAGUUCUAGAAGGCGUGGACCAAUUCCGAGGAUGGUUUCAAUCACUUCUUCUCACUUCGAUCGCUGCACAAAACAAGCUUCCUUACAAACGAAUUAUGGUUCAUGGUUUUUGUAUUGAUGAGAAAAACAACAAAAUGUCGAAAUCUAUCGGAAACGUUGUUGAUCCAACCAUGCUCACCGACGGAUCCUUGAAACAAAAAGCGAUCGGCGCCGAUGGACUCCGUUUUUGGGUCGCUCAGUCAGGAUCAGAAAACGCUGGAGAAUCGAAAAUCGGACCAAUAAUAAUUGAAGACGUCGACAAGAAAAUCAUUGCGCUGCGAAACGGAUUUCGUUUCAUGAUCGGUGGUUGUCAAGGAUUCCAUGGAAAUCAAAUAGAGUCUUCGUUGAAGUCUCUAGAUCUUGAUAUGCUUCAAAAUUGCGACAAUUUUGUGAAAACAUCAAUUGGGAACUAUGAAGAAUUCAAAUUCAGAACUGUUGCGAAUGACCUAACACAAUUCAUGCAAAGAAACUUCAGUGCAAACUAUGUGAAGUACGUACGGGAUAGACUAUAUUGUGACAGAAUAGGAAGUGAAUCACAUCUAUCAGCUCAGUUUACUCUCCAUCGCUUGGCACACAACUUGGCUCAUACGAUUUCACCGCUCCUGCCACAUCUGUCCGCAGAAGUUCUUCACCACCUGCCUGGAUUUCACGAGAAACUGAUUCUCCGUCAAAAGCUUAGUGAUCUUCAUUCGGGAAUUUUGAAUGACGACCCAAAUUGUCCCAAGUUAAUGGGGUUGAUUUCGGAAAUUCGUUCGAAAUUGGAAGCAUCCGCGGGACCAAAAGUUGACACUUCAAAAAAGGGCAUUGUGAUUCGAGUCUCUGCAGAACAGGACAAUUUUCUGAAAAACUACAUUCCCGAACUUCCUGAACUGCUCAAUGUUUCUGAAGUUCAAUUAGAAGUUGAUAAAGAAUCUUUGUCUGUGCAGCUUGUGGAUAGUUCACUUCGAUAUUGUGAAAGAUGUCGGAAGUACAAUCGCCACCCAGAUGACAAAAUGUGUGGUAGAUGUUCUGCUGCAAUGUCGAUUUAG
Molecule: messenger RNA, 2844 nt
Organism: Caenorhabditis briggsae
Lineage: Eukaryota; Metazoa; Nematoda; Chromadorea; Rhabditida; Rhabditidae
Gene: Cbr-iars-2
Product: Protein CBR-IARS-2
Exons: 10
Biological process (GO): isoleucyl-tRNA aminoacylation
Cellular component (GO): cytosol
Molecular function (GO): isoleucine-tRNA ligase activity; ATP binding; aminoacyl-tRNA deacylase activity
Source: RefSeq, a predicted model, not a curated record